GCUUCUCCCUAGUUCUAUUGGAUUCUGCGGACGUUUCACUUCUCUUUCCGGCGAGCUGCGACGGGAAAACCCUAGAUAUUCCGACGCCUGAAAAUGCAGCGAAACGAAGGCGUUCAGUUCACUUCGUCUUCCCUCAAGAUCCCCGUCUUCUCUCCAAAGCCCUCUCCCUCGCAAACCCUAGUUCCGCAACUGACCAGAACUCAUGAAGGCGUUCGGUUCGCUUCGUCUUCCCUCAAAAUCCCCUUCUUCUCGCCAAAGCCAUCACUUCCGCAAGCCCUAGCUUCGCAACUGGCCAGAACUCGUAACUCUCUCACUCAGCUCAUCAGUUCAAUUGUAACUCGGGCUAAUGGCAGCAAACGUUCCAGCAUUGGCUCGACUGAGAAAUCAAUUGUUUUAUGUUCCACAUCGAUGAGUCUGGCUGGCUUCCCUGAUGCGACGCAAUCUGUUAUGGAGGUACCGCAGAAGGGGCCUUCUUCUAGUAGACAGGAGGAGAGGGUUCUGAUUAGUGAGGUUCUAGUGAGGAACAAGGAUGGCGAGGAGCUUGAGAGGAAGGACCUGGAAAUGGAAGCAUUGACGGCGUUGAAGGCGUGCCGGGCAAACUCCGCACUCACAGUCCGAGAGGUUCAGGAGGACGUGCACCGGAUCAUCGAUAGCGGCUACUUCUGCUCGUGUAUGCCCGUGGCUGUUGACACACGGGAUGGAAUCAGAUUGGUUUUUCAGGUAGAACCAAAUCAGGAGUUUCACGGGUUAGUUUGCGAGGGAGCUAAUGUUCUUCCUACAAAGUUCCUGCAGGAUUCUUUUCGUGAAGCAUAUGGAAAGGUAGUUAAUCUCAAGCGUUUAGAUGAAGUAAUGACUUCCAUCAAUGGGUGGUACACGGAGCGUGGUCUCUUUGGCUUGGUUUCUGGGGUUGAGCUUCGUUCUGGAGGUAUUAUAAGAUUACAAGUUGCUGAAGCAGAAGUUAAUAAUAUUUCCAUACGUUUCCUUGACAGAAAAACUGGUGAACCAACCAAAGGGAAGACUAAGCCUGAAACAAUACUCAGGCAGCUCACGACAAAAAAGGGGCAGGUUUACAGUAUGAUUCAGGGAAAAAGAGACGUGGACACUGUGCUAACUAUGGGAAUCAUGGAAGAUGUUAGCAUCAUUCCCCAACCAGCAGGAGAUACUGGUAAGGUUGAUUUGAUAAUGAAUGUUGUUGAACGUCCAAGUGGAGGUUUUUCUGCUGGUGGUGGAAUAUCAAGUGGGAUUACAAGUGGCCCUUUAUCAGGACUCAUUGGUAGCUUUGCAUACUCUCAUAGAAAUGUUUUUGGGAAAAACCAAAAAUUUAAUAUUUCCUUGGAGAGGGGCCAAAUUGACUCAAUAUUUCGCAUAAACUACACGGUCCCUUGGAUUGAAGGAGAUGACAAACGGACAUCUAGAACAAUAAUGGUUCAGAAUUCAAGAACCCCUGGCACACUGGUGCAUGGAAACGAGCCUGGCCAGAGCAGUCUGACUAUUGGCCGAGUGACAGCUGGUCUAGAAUAUAGUCGACCAAUCAGACCAAAAUGGAGUGCAACAGUGGGACUCAUUUUUCAGCGUUCUGGGGCUCGUGAUGAAAAUGGCGAUCCAAUUAUCAAGGACUACUUCGGUAGCCCAGUUACUGCCAGUGGUAAGACUCAUGACAAUAUGUUACUGCUUAAACUUGAGAGUGUCUAUACUGGUUCUGGUGACCAAGGGUCUUCAAUGUUUGCAUUUAAUAUGGAACAAGGAAUUCCUGUUUUUCCUGAGUGGCUGUUCUUCAAUAGAGUCAAUGCUCGUGGCAGAACAGGUAUAGAAAUUGGUCCUGCCCGUCUCCUUGUAAGUUUGUCUGGUGGUCACGUGGUAGGAAAUUUUGCUCCUCAUGAAUCAUUCGCUAUUGGUGGAACAAACAGUGUGAGAGGCUAUGAAGAAGGUGCUGUAGGCUCUGGUCGAUCUUAUGUUGUUGGCUCUGGUGAAGUUUCUUUCCCUGUGGGUGGCCCAGUGGAAGGAGUAAUAUUUGCAGAUUAUGGAAGUGAUCUUGGGUCAGGUUCAACUGUGCCUGGUAUGGUUCUUGUCUUUCAUCUCUGAAUCCUUUUUCACUCUAGCUUUUUCUUAUGGUGAAUAAAAGAAGAAUGGUGGAAGGACAGAAUGGAGUGUUUUGUUUUUUAUUCUCUUCAAGUUGAUGAUGUUCAAUAUGGAAUUGAUAUUAUAACGAAAGGUUCAUACUUAUCUAACUCCAUGCCGUCACCCCUUUCUCUCUAAUAUAUAUAUAUAUAUAUAUAUAUAUAUAUAUGUAUAUGUAUUUAAUUAGGUGAUCCUGCUGGGGCAAGGCUAAAGCCUGGAAGUGGAUAUGGAUAUGGCUUUGGCAUCAGAGUGGAUUCACCGUUAGGGCCAUUGCGUCUUGAAUAUGCAUUUAAUGACCGGCAAGCAAAGAGGUUUCACUUUGGAGUUGGUUAUCGAAACUAAGGGUCUCUGCAACCUUUUAUUCUCAGAUGCCAGUUGCUUCUUGCUAUUUCUUGAAUUGAUGCACAAGUUUAUUCCUUCAUUGCAAAUACCUCCCAUUUCCAGCAAUUAAGGUAAAUUUUUUUUUAUGGCCUUUAAUGCAAGAUGUUUAAAAGGGCUUUUGCGGCUACAAUCUAUGGUUUAUGAAGGGAAAGAAGAGCAUUAUAUUCAAGGAUCAAGGUGAACGUCAGAAUUCUGAAAAUGUAAUUGUUGGAUUUUGCAAUUCUUGAGGUUUAUUUUUGGUUGUUGAUUCAUUUUGAGUCCACAGAAUUUUCCCCAAGGAUGCCUUGGUGUAGCAUAAGUACUCACAUGAGAUUAGUGGAAUAUAAUUUCUUUCCCUUC
Messenger RNA from Rubroshorea leprosula, 2838 nucleotides. NCBI's taxonomy places the organism in Eukaryota, Viridiplantae, Streptophyta, Magnoliopsida, Malvales, Dipterocarpaceae. The record is from the annotation of a GenBank genome assembly.